This is a messenger RNA of Anopheles darlingi, 2381 nucleotides long. RefSeq names its product short/branched chain specific acyl-CoA dehydrogenase, mitochondrial. The record is from RefSeq and is a predicted model, not a curated record. Gene Ontology annotation, cellular component: mitochondrion. Gene Ontology annotation, molecular function: acyl-CoA dehydrogenase activity; flavin adenine dinucleotide binding. The transcript has a single exon. Lineage: Eukaryota; Metazoa; Arthropoda; Insecta; Diptera; Culicidae. Bases 90 to 1367 code for a protein of 425 amino acids.
CGCUCCGGUCAGUUUCCGCCAAGUGUCUCUCCGCCCUACUCCGCUUCUGCAGUAGUGAAUCCACCAGUGAUUUCCGAACCCUAGAAACCAUGCUGCAGAACGUGUUCCGUCAUGCGGUCCGCUCGGUGGCCACGAUCGGUGCCCGACAGGCACCGGUAGUCACUACCAGCAGCAAGUACUCCACCUCAUCAUUCGGCACGAAUACCGGACCGACCAGCCCCGUCACCUAUCUAAGCGAGGACGAGAUGGUGAUGAAGGAGACGGUGGCGAAGUUGGCCCAGGAGCAGAUCGCUCCGCUGGUCAAGAAGAUGGACGAGGAACACCAGUUCGAUCCGUCGGUCGUGCGUGCCCUGUUCGACAACGGGUUGAUGGGCAUCGAGGUGGCCGAACAGUACGGUGGUAGUGCUUGUAACUUCAUGACCACCAUGUUGGUUGUCGAGGAGCUAUCGAAGGUGUGCCCUGCGACGGCGGCCUUUGUCGACAUCCACAACACGCUCGUCAACUCGCUCAUGAUCAAACUCGGCACGGAGGAGCAGAAGAAGAAGUAUCUGCCGAAGCUGAGCCAGGAAUUCAGUGGUAGCUUCGCCCUGUCGGAACCGUCGGCCGGAUCAGAUGCGUUCUCGCUGAAGACGACAGCGAAGAAGGAUGGCAACCACUACGUGCUGAACGGUACGAAGAUGUGGAUCUCCAACUCGGACAUCUCCGGUGUGUUCCUGAUCAUGGCCAAUGCGAACCCAUCGGCUGGCUACCGUGGCAUUACCACGUUCAUCGUGGAGCGCGAGUACGAGGGUUUCACCGUGGGCAAGCGUGAGAGCAAGCUCGGUAUCUGCGCUUCCGGAACCUGCACGCUCCAUCUGGACAAUGUGCGCGUCCCGGAGGAGAACAUUCUGGGCGAGUUCGGCAAGGGUUACCAGUAUGCGGCCGGUUUCCUGAACGAGGGCCGCAUCGGUAUUGGGGCGCAAAUGAUCGGCCUGGCGCAGGGCUGUUUGGAUGCGACCAUCCCGUACCUGCUCGAGCGCAAACAGUUCGGCUCGGAUCUGUACUCGUUCCAGGGUAUGCAACACCAGAUUGCCACGGUGGCAACAGAGAUCGAAGCCGCUCGGCUGCUGGUGUACAAUGCGGCCCGCCUGCAGGAGGCCGGUGUACCGUUCCUGAAGCAGGCCGCCAUGGCCAAGUAUUACGCGUCGGAGGUGGCCCAGCGGGCGACCGUCAAGUGCAUCGAUUGGAUGGGUGGUGUCGGUUUCACCAAGGAUUUCCCGCAGGAGAAGUUCUAUCGCGACUGCAAGAUCGGUGCGAUCUACGAGGGAACGACCAACAUGCAGCUCAGCACGAUCGCCAAGGUCCUGCGCAAGGAGUACCAGUCGUAAAUCAGGAGAACUGAUAACCGGGAGGGGACGUGGGUACGCAGACUGGCAGGAGAAGCACUGCAACCGUACAUUGACUAGCGAUCGGGAGGGGUGGGAGGCUGUGUUCUCGAAGAAACAUGAUCGCGAAGAUUGCGUAACGCGAGUGUGGGUUAAGUGGUCGGGCGACAUCUCUCGCUUGCUCUCUCUUACUCUCCUCUUUCUGUAGUUCCCUUAUCUCUCGCUCGAACUUCUGCAGCAUAAAUUCGAACAUUCCAGCAACCAGUGAGAGUGAUCCGUGCCAAGCAUCUGUUAAGGUUUUGUAUUUCUCUAAGAAAGCGAAACUGAGGGCAGUAGGAAUCAAAUUCCAAAUCCAAUGUCUUCCCUUUUCCCGCUCCCUACCCGUUCCCUCCUUCUUCCAACGUUGAACUCACGAUGCAGAGUUCGUUUUGCGAUAAGAUGAUAUAUCAGGUGUCUGAGGGGACCUGAACUGGCAGGUGGGAGUUGGCACUGCGAGCCUUUAUUUUUGGCGAUAGCUUAUCAUCAUAGCAAGUGAGCCCCUUUUUUGGUAGCACAGCUGGUUGGAGAAAAAGUUGAACAAACAGGUAAAAUUACGCAUUUAGCAGCGAUGGCGAGCUCGUGACCGAGCGCAUUAUCGAACUAGAAGCUUCUUCGACGGAGGAGAAGCACGGUGGUAACAGUGAAAAUGAUGCAUUUAUUAUGAUAAGCUAGCGCGUAGGCUGCAUUCGGUGUACGCAUUUAGACAUGUAAGACGAAUGAUGGACGCCUGGACAAUCAAAUAGGAACAACAGGAUAUUACAGGGACGUAAACUGGCUGCCAACCUUCCCAAGGAAGGAAAAUCGAAAGUCGAAAGCACAAACAACCAACAGACGAGUAAGCGAAUGGAGGAUCAUAUCCUUCCCAACAAAGCGCGACCAACGGGAUAUUGUUCAAUCAAUUCAGGUUUUGAUGUAAGCGGCAAACUGUUAAUGAUCUUUAUUUGCGUCGAAUAAAGCUGUCGAGCGUUUUAUUAGCAA